Gadus chalcogrammus (walleye pollock) is the source of this 1493-nucleotide messenger RNA. It is a transcript of the gene mc1r, whose product is annotated as melanocortin 1 receptor. Gene Ontology annotation, cellular component: membrane. Gene Ontology annotation, biological process: G protein-coupled receptor signaling pathway. The record is from RefSeq and is a predicted model, not a curated record. The transcript has a single exon. The coding region runs from base 486 to 1457 and encodes 323 amino acids. Gene Ontology annotation, molecular function: melanocyte-stimulating hormone receptor activity. Lineage: Eukaryota; Metazoa; Chordata; Actinopteri; Gadiformes; Gadidae.
UAUUCACACAUCACCACCUCAAUGAAGAAUACCCUCUAAAUGAGUUAUGGGGUUGGAUGGGAUUUACCUUUUUUCCUAGUGGAUGAACCCUGAGUGGACUUAUUUGGCCACAUUUUGGACUGACUAUGUUCAUGUUUUUAGUGUUGAUUGAUCUGCGAGAAGCUUUUUGACACCCCAGGAGCCCAAACUGCUCCUUAACCAACUCAUAUCAGGACUGAUUCCUUCACCAUAUGAGACAUCAUGUAUUUAUUCUACACAGCCUAUCUCUUUGCGGAGCCUUAAGGUACAGUGUGUUGAUUAUAUUCUGUGUUCUCAGUUGAGUGUUCUAAACGGAGCCAUCCUCUAAUUAACUAAUUAGCCCGUGUGGCACAACUGAUCGUGUACAUUUGACCAGUUCAGAGGCGCACUAUCUCGGACUGGAAAGAAAAUAAGUUGUAUCCAGUCAAAGAAAGCAGGCAGUCACCAACUGGAUUUCGGAGACAAUCAUGGGCAACCAUUCGCACAAUCUCCUGACUCUGCACCACAUUGAGCUGAGCCAGUCCACGUACAUGGAGAACGGCACCAUCACCAACGCCACGGACGCGGAGUCCAACUCCCUGGGCUGCGUGCAGAUCCGCAUCCCCCAGGAACUGUUCCUCACCCUCGGGCUCAUCAGCCUAGUCGAGAACAUCCUGGUGGUGCUGGCUAUCUUCAAGAACCGCAACCUGCACUCGCCCAUGUACUACUUCAUCUGCUGCCUCGCCGUGUCCGACAUGCUCGUGAGCGUCAGCAACGUGGUGGAGACAAUCUUCAUGCUCCUUAACGACCACGGGCUGCUGGACGUCCACCCGGGCAUGCUGCGACACCUGGACAACGUCAUCGACGUCAUGAUCUGCAGCUCGGUGGUGUCCUCGCUGUCGUUCCUGUGCGCCAUCGCGGCGGACCGUUACAUCACCAUCUUCUACGCGCUGCGCUACCACAGCAUCAUGACCAGUCAGCGCGCGGUGGCCAUCAUCGUGCUGGUGUGGCUGGCCAGCAUCACCUCGAGCAUCCUCUUCAUCGUGUACCACACGGACAACGCCGUGAUCGUGUGCCUCAUCACGUUCUUCUGCAUCACCUUGGUGUUCACGGCGGUGCUCUACCUGCACAUGUUCAUCCUGGCCUACUUCCACUCGCGCCGCAUCGUGACCUUCCACAAGAGUCGCCGGCAGGCCACGAGCAUGAAGGGAGCGAUCACGCUCACCAUCCUGCUCGGUGUGUUUCUCCUGUGCUGGGGCCCUUUCUUCCUCCACCUCAUCCUCAUCCUAACCUGCCCCACGCGCCCCUUCUGCAAUUGCUUCUUUAGAAAUUUUAAUCUUUUCCUCAUUCUUAUAAUAUGCAAUUCUCUCAUCGACCCCCUUAUAUACGCCUAUCGGAGCCAAGAGCUUAGGAAAACGUUAAAAGAGCUGGUUCUCUGUUCUUGGUAUUUUGGCGUGUAACAACAUUUAUUUGCAUAAAGCACCAUACUAUUUCGA